GAGGCUGCGGCUUGUGCUUCUCCUGGCUCUCCUCCCUCUCUUUGUUGAGGUCCGGCCUUCCCCCCUCCGCCUUUUCGAUCCGGGUGGGAGGGAGAAAGGAAGGAAACCUUAACGGUCGGCGCCAGGUGCCGGGGAAACCCAGAGGGCGACUCUGCUUCGUGGGCCCUGAGGGACGAAAGGGGCUGUAAAAAAUGGUGAAAGAAACCACUUACUAUGAUGUUUUGGGGGUCAAACCCAAUGCCACCCAGGAAGAACUGAAGAAGGCAUAUAGAAAAUUAGCCUUGAAGUACCACCCUGAUAAGAAUCCAAAUGAAGGAGAAAAGUUUAAACAGAUUUCUCAAGCUUAUGAAGUUCUUGCUGAUUCCAAAAAAAGGGAAUUAUAUGAUAAAGGAGGAGAACAGGCCAUUAAAGAGGGUGGAGCAGGUGGUGGUUUUGGCUCACCCAUGGAUAUCUUUGACAUGUUCUUUGGAGGAGGAGGAAGGAUGCAAAGAGAACGGAGAGGUAAAAAUGUUGUGCAUCAGCUGUCAGUGACCUUAGAAGACUUGUAUAAUGGUGCAACGAGAAAAUUAGCUCUGCAAAAGAAUGUGAUUUGUGACAAAUGUGAAGGCCGAGGUGGUAAGAAAGGAGCAGUGGAGUGCUGUCCCAACUGUCGGGGGACCGGCAUGCAAAUAAGGAUUCAUCAGAUUGGACCAGGAAUGGUUCAGCAAAUUCAGUCAGUGUGCAUGGAAUGCCAGGGUCAUGGAGAACGCAUCAGUCCUAAAGACAGAUGUAAAAGCUGCAAUGGGAGAAAGAUAGUUCGAGAGAAGAAGAUUUUAGAAGUUCAUAUUGAUAAAGGCAUGAAAGAUGGUCAGAAGAUAACAUUCCAUGGUGAAGGAGACCAAGAACCAGGACUGGAGCCAGGAGAUAUUAUCAUUGUGUUAGACCAGAAGGACCAUGCUGUUUUUACACGACGAGGAGAAGACCUUUUCAUGUGUAUGGACAUACAGCUGGUUGAAGCAUUGUGCAGCUUCCAAAAGCCAAUAUCCACUCUUGACAACCGAACCAUAGUCAUCACUUCUCAUCCAGGUCAGAUUGUUAAGCAUGGAGAUAUAAAAUGUGUGCUAAAUGAAGGUAUGCCAAUAUAUCGUCGGCCAUAUGAAAAAGGACGUCUAAUCAUUGAAUUUAAGGUAAACUUUCCUGAAAAUGGCUUUCUGUCUCCUGAUAAGCUCUCCUUGCUGGAAAAACUCCUUCCUGAAAGGAAGGAAGUGGAGGAGACUGAUGAAAUGGAUCAGGUAGAACUGGUGGACUUUGACCCAAAUCAGGAAAGACGGCGUCAUUAUAAUGGAGAAGCAUAUGAGGAUGACGAACAUCACCCCAGAGGUGGUGUUCAGUGUCAGACCUCUUAAUGGGCCAGUUCCUCUGUCAUUCUGUAUGCAGUAGUGAAUGUGGGAAGGACUGUAACCAUAAUAUGCUCACUACUUGGCUAUUGUUUUGUUUUAAUAUUCAACUAUAGUAGUGUUUUAAAAGUUAAAUGAAGAAUAAACAAAUAUAAAAGAUC
Messenger RNA from Phodopus roborovskii (desert hamster), 1537 nucleotides. Its product is annotated as dnaJ homolog subfamily A member 1-like. Lineage: Eukaryota; Metazoa; Chordata; Mammalia; Rodentia; Cricetidae. Gene Ontology annotation, cellular component: cytosol; cytoplasm. The record is from RefSeq and is a predicted model, not a curated record. Gene Ontology annotation, molecular function: Hsp70 protein binding; ATP binding. Gene Ontology annotation, biological process: response to heat; protein refolding.